Trachymyrmex septentrionalis is the source of this 836-nucleotide messenger RNA. Its product is annotated as protein lethal(2)essential for life-like. The transcript is spliced from 2 exons. Bases 121 to 798 code for a protein of 225 amino acids. The record is from RefSeq and is a predicted model, not a curated record. Gene Ontology annotation, molecular function: protein folding chaperone. NCBI's taxonomy places the organism in Eukaryota, Metazoa, Arthropoda, Insecta, Hymenoptera, Formicidae. Gene Ontology annotation, biological process: response to heat; protein refolding.
GAUCGAUGUGAAUCGUUGAAAACGAAUCGGCUCGCUACCAAUUAACUCUCAACCGAGUUUCAUCAGCCAAUUUCAUUCGAGAUCUUCCAUGUCUCUUUAUCAAGUCUUUCUUGAGAAAGCAUGUCUCUGGUGCCGUUGCUAUUCUCCGACUGGUGGGAAGAGCUGAAAUAUCCACAUUGGAUUUUCGACCAAAACUUCGGUCUCGGAAUGUCUCUGGAACAACUGACACAUCCCAGUAUCCUCGAACGCUUCGCGCUGCAACAACCAUCCCGGCGUCUACGUCCAGGGGCUAUGAUGUAUUAUAGUCGACCAUGGGGCGAACUGUUACGCAGCAGAGAAGAAAGUGGUAUAUCGACCAUUAAGGCAGACAAGGACAAGUUCCAGGUGACGUUGGACGUGCAACAGUUCAAGCCGGAAGAGAUCAAUGUCAAAGUCGUGGACAAAUUCGUGGUAGUCGAGGCCAAACACGAGGAGAAGCAGGACGAGCACGGCUGGAUCUCACGGCAGUUUGUGCGCAAAUACAUGAUACCUGAACAGUGCGAUAUCGAUCAGGUGUCGUCGAGCUUGUCAUCAGAUGGCAUGCUGAGCAUCACCGUACCUAGGAAGGAUAAACCGAAGACGCAAAACGAACGGACGAUCAAGAUUCAGCAUACCGGCAAACCGGCGAUCCAGGAGAAGGUUCAGGAAAAGGCUCAGGAAAAAACUCAGAAGAAGAAGAAAAGCGCAAUCCGGUCAAACUCAAGGACAUGUUCACCAAGCUGUCGAGCCAGCAAGAAGAGUCCACCCAUCUCUCCAUGAAAUUUACAGACAAUCUCGUCGUCACGACUAACCAUGAA